GUGGCGCAGAUCCUUGGACACCAUGCUGACAGAUCUGGAGGGCGCCAUAAACAACAUCAUCCAAGUCUACCACAACUACUCCCUGCUGAAGGGCAAUCACCAUGCCAUCUACAGGGAUGACUUGAAGAAACUGUUAGAGACGGAGUGUCCUCAGUUUCUGAAGAAAAAGAAUACAGAUACCUGGUUCAAAGAGCUGGACAUCAAUGAGGAUGGCGCAGUGAACUUUGAGGAGUUCCUCAUCCUGGUGAUCAAGGUGGGCCUGGCAGCCCACGAAGACAUCCACAAAGAAACCCACAAAGAGUAGCGGAGCUCCCACGCCCGGGGGCGGGGCCCGGGGCCUGUUUCCUUAGAGGAAUAAAGUAGUUCAUACCUCAGGCCUCUCCUGGUCUCUUGCUUUUUCUCUUGCGGAAGGAGAUCGCAGGGGAGAGGAGGCAGAUGGAGGGAGGCUUGGAAAACCCAAACGAAAAAUAAACUUGUUACCCCGCCUCCCACUCUCUGUGUGUCACGAGCCUCCAGUGCUCCCACUUGUCUGGUUUCCUCCCUGUGUUCUUCCCAAACGAUUCCUGAGUCUCUUCCAGGCCCAGGAUCCCGCGUCAUUGGUUCUAGGGCUUAAGGAUUCUAGUACGUCCAUGACACUAUCGUGGGUGACUUUCCUGCUUGUUUCUGCCGAUUAAAAAAAAUGCACAACCUAAAA
Molecule: messenger RNA, 694 nt
Organism: Vicugna pacos (alpaca)
Lineage: Eukaryota; Metazoa; Chordata; Mammalia; Artiodactyla; Camelidae
Gene: S100A8
Product: S100 calcium binding protein A8
Biological process (GO): neutrophil aggregation; leukocyte migration involved in inflammatory response; endothelial cell migration
Cellular component (GO): extracellular exosome; cytoplasm
Molecular function (GO): calcium-dependent protein binding; calcium ion binding
Source: RefSeq, a predicted model, not a curated record